This is a messenger RNA of Pogona vitticeps (central bearded dragon), 906 nucleotides long. Lineage: Eukaryota; Metazoa; Chordata; Lepidosauria; Squamata; Agamidae. The record is from RefSeq and is a predicted model, not a curated record.
GGUUUUACAUAUGAGGAUGGACAUCUGAGUUAUGGGAAUCUCUUUUUGCUAUUGUUCCUUCUGCUUCUCAUCUUGCCCUUUUCAUUUGGAAUGAUUCUGUCAUUUUUAAUCUUUGUUCUUUCCAUUGUUCUUGCCAUAUACAAGAAAAUGAAUAACUUAUCAGAAGACAUCUUGAGCACUUCAUGGCACAAACCAAGGCACUUUUUUGCACGCUAUUUGACUAAAUUAGGAAAGACAAUGCAUGACCAUGAGAUUAUAGGGAUGGAACAUCUACCUGAAGGACCAGGGAUUAUUGUUUUCUAUCAUGGAACUUUCCACAUUGACUAUUUCUUCUUAUUAAGUAGACUGUAUUUACAGAGAGGAAAAUUGUGCAUUUUAGUAGCAGACAAGGCACUGUUCUACGUACCAGGACUGAAGCCUCUUCUUCAAGUGAUGGCUGGCAUACCUGGUAGCAAAGCUGAAUGUGUAGAAAUGCUGAAGAAAGGCUGUUUACUUGGGAUUGCACCUGGUGGAGCAAGAGAAGCAUUCUUCAGUGAUGAAAACUACAAUCUCCUCUGGGGUAAACGCAAAGGUUUUGCUCAACUAGCCUUGGAAGCCAAAGUGCCCAUUAUCCCCAUGUUUACAAAAAAUAUUAAAGAGGUAUGCAGAGGAUAUGGAAGAACACGUCUGUCAAGAUGGUUAUAUGAGAAAACUCGAUUUAUAAGUACUCCGAUGUAUGGAUAUUUUCCUGUUAAAUUAUGCACAUAUCUUGGAGAACCCAUCCCAUAUGAUCCGAAUACUACUGCUGAGGAACUAGCUGAAAAAACAAAGGUUGCAAUUGAAAAUCUUCGUGAUCAAUACCAAAAAGUACCAGGAAAUAUAUUAAGAGCUGUAUCAGAACGAUUUGGUAAACAUAAUAAAGAUUAG